CUACCUAUUCAAAUUUCUUUUCUCUUUGCUCUGGUGGGUUCCUCUCAGGCCUUAAACGACGUCGUUUGUACGGGAAUCCCCCUUCUCCCCGACAGCACCCUGAAAUGCUCCCUGCUUCCCACCUGUCAUCUCUCUGUUUCUCAAUCUAGGGUUUCAGAAUUCUUCAGUGGGCCGAUUUCAUCCUGCGCCGGACGAUCAAGGCUCCUGAUUCAGUUUGCGAUCAGAACCCUAGGUUUCUGAAACGAUCAACGACGUCAUUGGAGUUGGCUGGUGGAAUGUCAUUGCGUGUUUAAAACCCACACACAACAAGAUGGGUUGGUGAUACAGUGACAGUUGAAAAACCUAGGCAAAAUUGAGGAGGAGAAAUUUGGAAAUGUCAAAGUCUUGCAAGGGCUUGGCAAUGGAGCUCGUAAAAUGCCUCAGCGAAACCGAUUGUGUUAAGGUUGAGAAGCGAUCAUUUAAGGAAUGUUGUGGAGAGAAAAGCCCAUCGAUAUCAAGUGAAUGUGUGGGACUAAGGGAAACAUAUUUCAAUUGCAAGAGAGGCCAGGUUGACAUGCGAGCUAGGAUUCGGGGAAACAAAGGCUACUAAAGUGAGGGGAGAUGAUGAUAUUGGGUAAUUUUUUGGCUUUUGGAUAAGAGAUGAUAUUGCAUGUAUGGUUAAUUGACUUUGAUGCUAUGUUGCAAUCAAAUUGGUUGCCAGCCAGUGCCUCUUUGAGGGGUGAUAAUACUCAAAUCGGAAUCUUUUUAUCAUUUGGUUUAAGUAACUACUCGACCUUGUGGUAGUCUCUUGAAUAAAUUAAAGAAAGUGCCUAUAGUAAUUGCUUAUUAGUUGGAA
Messenger RNA from Vitis riparia (riverbank grape), 835 nucleotides. Its product is annotated as cytochrome c oxidase assembly factor 5-like. Lineage: Eukaryota; Viridiplantae; Streptophyta; Magnoliopsida; Vitales; Vitaceae. The transcript is spliced from 5 exons. The record is from RefSeq and is a predicted model, not a curated record. The coding region runs from base 374 to 589 and encodes 71 amino acids. Gene Ontology annotation, cellular component: mitochondrion. Gene Ontology annotation, biological process: mitochondrial respiratory chain complex IV assembly.